UUUGUCUUGGGUUACUUGUGUUGCCUCUGGAAAAAAAUAUGCAGCCUAACAGCAACAACAACAACAACAAUACCUCCAGCAUUGGGAGUGUCAAAAUAAUCAUUCUCUCAGUUGAAGCCGAGUCACCGGGAGGCAGUGAAAUUGAGGAUGGCUGGUGAAGCGCAACUUGAAAUGCAUUCAAUUCACACAUCUGAGAAGAAUACAGUCAGUGAAGAAGACAAAGUACUCCUCUUACACGCUGAUGAUGCACUCAACUAUCUCAAGCUGAGCCGGAAGCGAUCCAUGAUUGUUCUCAAAGAGAUCGCAAGUCAAUUGGAGGAGCUCUUCAAGAAAGAUAAAGCAGUGGAGCUCAGUGGAUGUGUCACCGGAUUAACAGGUGGCGCCUUGGGGAUUGCCGGGGGAGCAGUGUCCAUAGCGACAGCGGGUGGAGCCAUUCCGUUCCUGGUCGCAGGCUUAUUAACGGCUGGCACUGUGUCAGCCGUUGCUGGGGGUGCUGCCAAGAUUGGUAACAAGAUUACCACGCAACAAAAAGAAGCUGAACUCUUUCAAAAGCUCGAGAGAAUUUUGAAGGAAGACAUCUUGUCACAUGACUUCUUGAGGAACGCCCUUGAGGCUAUCAAAGGAGCCAAAAGCCUGGACACAGCCUCCAUGAGUGUCCAAUUUAGUGACCCUGAGAAGACGGACCAAUCCAAAGGGAUUUGCAGAGUUCAAGGGGCAUUGCAAUUGGCAGAGCGGAUACUAAAUCACUUCAUUCCUUUGAAAGAUAUGCUCAUCUCAGAUGGUGCCAUCAAAACUUUCAUCGAAACCAUCGUGGUUGUCGCGUCAGACUCGAUAAUCAAGGCCACCACAGCUGCCACAGACAGUAUUGCCAUGGCAGCCGCAAAUGCGGCGGAAACUGGUGCAAUCACAGCAUUGAAGGCCUCUUCUGAAAUGGGCGCUAAAACUGGAAUACGGGCAGGUUUGGAGACUGCAUUCAAGACUGCUCAGGAGACCAUAGAAUCAGCCACGAAAAAGGGAGCCACCAUCUUAGUCAAGGCUACCCCCGAUGUAGUGGCCUUUGAGUCGAAAGAGCUCUCGCAACAAGUAGCUUACAAGGCGUUCGCCAAAGUAGGAGACGAAACGGCGGUCGAAUCUUCCAAGAUAUUGGCUCAGACGACGGCUAAGGAAGUGGCCAAAACAGCUGCAGUCGUUACAGGAGGAGUGACCAUAUUCUUCGGGAUUGUCUCAGUGGGUCUCGAAACCUUUCAAAUUAUUCGACAGUGCCAGAAAUCGAAGAGCACAAUUGGAUCAGAGUUGCGAAUGUUGGCUGCUUGCAUGGAGGCCGAAUUAGCUUAAAUGGUCUUCGCCUUGACUGAUAUCCUACUUUUUUAGCUUGGUUGGAUGAUAAAAAGCAGGUCCAUUGCUUGCCAAAGAUUGAAAAAUAUCAAUCAAGUUGCAGUAUCAAAAAAAUAUCUUUUUGCAUUGGUUAGUAAUGGUAGUUGGUCUGAAUCAAUGGUAAGGUCUUUCUCAAGACCAUUUGGAAAGAGUUCUCUUGUACCAAAAAUUACUCCAAUGAGUGCAAGAAUAAGCUGAUAAGUUAGACAUUCUUGCUUAAAAAAAGCACCCUAGUGAGUCGGAUUCUUUGAGCACCACAAACAAGUUGUUAUUAUUCGGUUGACAGUUACAUACAAAAACUUGUCUUUUUCUA
Messenger RNA from Tigriopus californicus, 1687 nucleotides. RefSeq lists its product as uncharacterized. The transcript is spliced from 2 exons. The coding region runs from base 148 to 1335 and encodes 395 amino acids. Lineage: Eukaryota; Metazoa; Arthropoda; Copepoda; Harpacticoida; Harpacticidae. The record is from RefSeq and is a predicted model, not a curated record.